AUGAUUGAUGCUGUGGCCAAAGGCUGCGCCAGCGACUCGGCGACCCGCUCCGAGGGCGAGGGUCGGCUUAGGGAUUCGAAACCCGACAGCCACGCGGGCGUUCGAGAGGACACUGGGGAGCCGCGUUCGCAGGGGGGCGGGGAGCUGCGGCCGCAGAAGCGGGGGAAGAGGGUGAGGGGAGAGCGGCGGGCUAGUCCGAGCCAGGGCAGGGCUCAGGGAUGCGCCGACCGUAAUAUCGGGAGCGGGCGGGGGCGCUCCGGCAAUCUGGGGGCUUUGAGGCCGCGUCUGGAUCAGGCCGUGUCGUUGUCAGAUACCUGGUGCGUCACCAACCUCCUUUCGUCCUUGUCCGAUUCAAACGAACGGCCCUCUAAACUGGCCUGUGGUCGUGAUCACCAGCCCUCGGGGGUCGCAGCCCACCCGUGCUCCUGUGUCUUUAGGAAUCUUGUUUGGAGCCCAGAGUCCUACAACUCGGGGCGGGCUGCUCAAACUCAGCAUUUUAAUGAAAAAUUUCAGAUGAAGACCAGGGGAUUCGGAAAGCCUAUGGAGGAAUCAGAUAUGAGAGAGAAAGAGAGAGAGGAACUUGACGAAUGUAACACAGCCACAAAACCCGACACGGAGACGCCCCCAAAUAUUCAGUGGGCGGGCCCAGGAAAUGCUCAACACCGGAAGUCACGUGGCGCCGUUCGCCUUGAAUCCCUCAAGUCGGCAGUCGACUAUUCAGCCUUGCAGGCUCCUCUGGCGGGCUCCGCUGUGAUCCAGCCUUUCGGUGCUCGACUCGCCCGUGCUGCUGCCGCCGCUGAAGGAGGGGCAAAGCUCAAGAUGGCGGACAAAACGCCAGGCGGCUCUCAGAAGGCCAGUUCAAAGACCAGAUCAUCAGAUGUUCAUUCAUCUGGAUCUUCAGAUGCCCAUAUGGAUGCAUCUGGACCCUCAGAUAGUGAUAUGCCAAGUCGGACUCGACCUAAGAGCCCAAGAAAACAUAAUUAUAGGAAUGAGAGUGCCCGUGAAAAUGUUUCUGAUUCUCCUCAUCAGAAUCUUUCAAGGCCUCUUCUAGAAAACAAACUUAAAGCUUUCAGUAUUGGAAAAAUGAGUACAGCUAAGCGAACUUUGAGUAAGAAGGAGCAAGAAGAAUUAAAGAAGAAGGAGGAUGAAAAGGCAGCUGCUGAGAUUUAUGAGGAAUUUCUUGCUGCUUUUGAAGGAAGUGAUGGUAAUAAAGUGAAAACGUUUGUGCGUGGAGGUGUUGUUAAUGCAGCAAAAGAAGAACAUGAAACAGAUGAAAAAAGAGGUAAAAUCUAUAAGCCAUCUUCAAGAUUUGCGGAUCAAAAAAAUCCCCCAAAUCAGUCAUCCAACGAAAGACCACCAUCUCUUCUUGUGAUAGAAACCAAAAAACCUCCACUGAAGAAAGGGGAGAAAGAAAAGAAAAAAAGCAAUUUGGAACUCUUCAAAGAAGAAUUGAAACAAAUUCAAGAAGAGCGUGAUGAGAGACAUAAAACAAAAGGCAGGUUAAGUCGGUUUGAACCUCCACAGUCAGAUUCUGAUGGUCAGCGUCGUUCUAUGGACGCGCCUUCAAGAAGAAAUCGAUCAUCUGGUGUUCUUGAUGAUUAUGCACCUGGCUCACAUGAUGUAGGCGAUCCAAGCACUACUAAUUUAUACCUUGGAAACAUUAAUCCACAGAUGAAUGAAGAAAUGUUGUGCCAAGAAUUUGGAAGAUUUGGACCAUUAGCCAGUGUGAAAAUUAUGUGGCCUAGAACUGAUGAAGAAAGGGCAAGAGAGAGAAAUUGUGGCUUUGUGGCCUUUAUGAACAGAAGAGAUGCUGAAAGAGCUUUAAAAAAUUUAAAUGGAAAGAUGAUUAUGUCUUUUGAAAUGAAGUUAGGUUGGGGUAAAGCUGUGCCUAUUCCUCCACAUCCAAUAUACAUUCCGCCUUCCAUGAUGGAACAUACGCUUCCCCCACCUCCAUCAGGACUGCCUUUUAAUGCGCAGCCUAGAGAGCGAUUAAAAAACCCCAAUGCUCCCAUGUUACCACCACCUAAAAACAAGGAGGAUUUUGAGAAGACUCUGUCGCAAGCCAUAGUCAAAGUGGUUAUCCCAACAGAAAGGAAUUUGCUCGCCCUGAUACAUCGAAUGAUAGAGUUUGUUGUACGUGAAGGGCCAAUGUUUGAAGCUAUGAUUAUGAACAGAGAGAUCAACAAUCCUAUGUUCAGAUUCUUGUUUGAAAACCAGACACCAGCCCAUGUUUACUAUAGGUGGAAGCUUUAUUCUAUUCUCCAGGGAGAUUCACCAACUAAGUGGAGGACGGAAGAUUUUCGUAUGUUCAAAAAUGGAUCUUUUUGGAGGCCACCACCAUUAAAUCCAUAUCUGCAUGGAAUGUCAGAAGAGCAGGAAACAGAAGCUUUUGUAGAGGAGCCAAGUAAAAAGGGAGCACUUAAGGAAGAACAGAGAGACAAAUUAGAAGAAAUUCUGCGGGGGCUAACUCCAAGGAAAAAUGAUAUUGGAGAUGCAAUGGUUUUCUGUCUUAAUAAUGCUGAAGCUGCUGAAGAAAUAGUGGAUUGCAUUACUGAGUCCUUGUCCAUCUUAAAGACACCCCUUCCCAAAAAGAUUGCCAGAUUAUAUUUGGUUUCUGAUGUUUUAUACAACUCUUCAGCCAAAGUUGCCAAUGCUUCCUAUUAUAGAAAAUUUUUUGAAACAAAGUUGUGUCAGAUAUUUUCAGACCUCAAUGCUACCUAUCGUACAAUUCAAGGCCAUUUACAGUCUGAAAACUUUAAGCAACGGGUAAUGACCUGCUUUAGAGCGUGGGAAGAUUGGGCAAUUUAUCCAGAACCAUUUUUGAUCAAACUACAAAAUAUUUUCUUAGGACUUGUAAAUAUUAUUGAAGAAAAGGAAGCAGAGGAUGUACCAGAUGACCUUGAUGGUGCCCCCAUUGAGGAAGAGCUGGAUGGUGCCCCUCUAGAAGAUGUGGAUGGAAUUCCUAUUGAUGCUACUCCUAUUGAUGACCUUGAUGGAGUCCCUAUAAAGAGCCUUGAUGAUGAUCUUGAUGGAGUGCCUUUGGAUGCAACUGAAGAUUCAAAGAAGAAUGAGCCUAUAUUUAAAGUUGCCCCGUCAAAAUGGGAAGCUGUAGAUGAAUCUGAAUUGGAAGCACAGGCUGUAACAACUUCUAAAUGGGAGUUAUUUGACCAGCAUGAAGAAUCAGAAGAAGAAGAAAAUCAAAAUCAAGAAGAAGAAAGUGAAGAUGAAGAAGAUACUCAGAGUUCCAAAUCUGAAGAACAUCAUUUGUACUCUAAUCCAAUCAAAGAGGAAAUGACUGAGUCCAAGUUCUCUAAGUACUCUGAAAUGAGUGAGGAGAAACGAGCUAAACUCCGUGAAAUCGAGCUCAAAGUUAUGAAGUUUCAAGAUGAAUUGGAAUCUGGAAAAAGACCUAAAAAAGCAGGCCAGAGCUUUCAGGAACAAGUAGAACACUACAGAGAUAAACUUCUUCAGCGAGAGAAAGAGAAGGAAUUAGAAAGAGAGCGAGAAAGAGAUAAGAAGGAUAAAGAAAAACUGGAAUCUCGAUCCAAAGACAAGAAGGAGAAAGAUGAAUGUACUCCAACAAGGAAAGAAAGGAAAAGGCGACACAGUACGUCCCCUAGCCCAUCUCGCAGUAGCAGUGGUAGACGAGUGAAAUCCCCAUCACCAAAAUCGGAGCGAUCAGAGCGUUCAGAAAGAUCUCAUAAAGAGAGCUCACGGUCCAGGUCAUCUCACAAAGAUUCUCCUAGAGAUGUUAGCAAAAAGGCCAAAAGAUCUCCAUCUGGUUCAAGGACACCUAAAAGAUCUAGGCGAUCACGGUCUAGAUCCCCUAAAAAAUCAGGGAAGAAAUCCAGAUCCCAGUCCCGAUCUCCACACAGGUCUCAUAAAAAGUCAAAGAAAAACAAACACUGACAUAAAUUUUUAAGAUGCUGUCACUUAUUGGAAAUGCGAUUUUGUUUUGUGCCUGAACGGUCUGUUUUUUUAAAAAAACAAAAAACAAAAAAUCUAAUGAAAGAGCAUUCCUGGGGUUUUUAUUUGUUUGUGAAUGCAUGUGUAAACUCAUAAGUAACUGCAUCUGUAGACCUGUUGUUGUUUUAUAUUGUAUAAAUUACUUUUGUUGUGGCUGUUUCUCAAGAUGAAAUUUUUAUUGUGCUAAUGAAUUUCAUCAGAAAUGUGUAUAAUGGAUCUGCUGGCAGUAGUAGUAUUUUGUUUAGGAUGUUGUGACUUAGAAAAAAUAAUACAGAUGUCUUCCCCCCUUUUGU
Molecule: messenger RNA, 4259 nt
Organism: Budorcas taxicolor (takin)
Lineage: Eukaryota; Metazoa; Chordata; Mammalia; Artiodactyla; Bovidae
Gene: U2SURP
Product: U2 snRNP associated SURP domain containing
Exons: 31
Coding region: 1-3909 (1302 amino acids)
Biological process (GO): RNA processing
Cellular component (GO): nucleus
Molecular function (GO): RNA binding
Source: RefSeq, a predicted model, not a curated record